Dermatophagoides pteronyssinus (European house dust mite) is the source of this 2059-nucleotide messenger RNA. RefSeq lists its product as uncharacterized. Gene Ontology annotation, molecular function: DNA-binding transcription factor activity, RNA polymerase II-specific; RNA polymerase II cis-regulatory region sequence-specific DNA binding. Gene Ontology annotation, biological process: anterior/posterior pattern specification; positive regulation of transcription by RNA polymerase II. The record is from RefSeq and is a predicted model, not a curated record. Gene Ontology annotation, cellular component: nucleoplasm; nucleus. NCBI's taxonomy places the organism in Eukaryota, Metazoa, Arthropoda, Arachnida, Sarcoptiformes, Pyroglyphidae.
GGAAUAUUGCCGUAGUAGAAAAUUAUUUUACCGGUACAGAUGCUGAAGAUGAUGUAAACAAUAUUAAUGGUAACGAAUUUGAUUCAAUAAUAAACAACGAAGAUAAUAAUAAUAAUAAUAAUAUCCGAUCGAUAAUAACCGGUGAAAUUAAUAAUAAUAAUAAUAACGAAAUAUCAAAACAAACAACAAUAAUAACCGAUUCGGUAAUUAAUUCAAUGAGCUCUUAUCAAUUUGUUAAUUCAUUAAGCUCGUGCUAUGGGCCGAGCCGUGGAGAUAAUGGUACAGCUGCAGCGGCUGUAGCUGCUGAUUAUUAUUCACAACAAGUUUAUAAUAGUUGGUCAUCGAAUCCAUCAGCGGCUGCUGCAUCAGCAGCAGUUGCGGCAGCAGCCGCUGCUGUUGGUCAAUCACCAACAUCAUCACCAUAUACAGCUUAUUUACAACAAAAUGGUGGUGGACAGGGACCUGGUGGUCCUAAUGUUCAAGAUCAUCAUCAUCAACAACAACAUCAUAAUUCACAUCAAACAUCACAUCCAUUAUCAGCAACACAUCAUCGUGACAUUUAUAAUACAGCGGCAGCAGCAGCAGCCGCUGUAUGUUCACAACAACAAGCCCUAGUUGGUGGCCAACAACCAGGUGUAACAAAUAAUCGUUUGGCCAAUAGUCAUCCACAACAUCAUCAACAACAUCCACAUCAUCAAACAAAUAGCCAACAACAACAACAACAAUUAAUGCAAUCACAAUUAUCACAAUUACAGCAACAAGCGGCAGUUGUUGCCGCAACGAGGCAAUCAACAAAUACAUCACCACAAUCAAGCUGUAAAUUUGGUAUUGGUGAUCCAUCACAAUCACCACAAGAUCUCAGUACAUCAAGUGGUGGUGCUGGUCAAUCACCGGAACCACCAUCAUCACAACAACAACAACAACCACCAUCAUCAUCAUCAGCAUCAUCAUCAUCAUUAAAUAUACCAUCAACAUUACAAUCAACACAUAAUAAUAAUAAUAAUCAAUCAUUAACACGUGUUAAUCAUUCUAAUCAAAAUUCCAGUAGCUCAACAACAACAACCGGUAAUGGUGCAACAAACAGUCAUCAUAAUAAUAGUAAAUUUAAUUCACAAAAUAAUAAUAACAGUGGUGGUGGUAAUCCACCACAUAUUUAUCCAUGGAUGAGAAAAGUACAUGUUGGUCAAAAUGGAGUGAAUUCAAUGGGCGAAACAAAACGACAACGUACAUCAUAUACCAGAUAUCAAACAUUAGAAUUGGAAAAAGAAUUUCAUUUUAAUCGUUAUUUAACACGUAGACGUCGUAUUGAAAUUGCACAUUCACUUUGUCUAAGUGAACGACAGAUAAAAAUUUGGUUUCAAAAUCGUCGAAUGAAAUGGAAAAAAGAACAUAAAAUGCAAAGUGUUAUACCACCACAAUUACCUCAAAUGCUUGGUCCAAUUGAUCAUCAUUUACAUCAUCAUUUACAUGGUGAAACAAAGGUAAAAGGAUAUUUUCAGCUAUAAAUUGAUUGAAAUCCAUCGAUCACACAUCGAUCAACAGAAUCCACAGUCGAUUUUUUUUCAAUACAAAACCGGUCGUGUUUUUUUAGUCGUCAUCACACGUAAACACGUGUAACACCGUGUAAACCGAAAACAAACUUUUUCAAUUUUCAAUUUUGCAAUAUCAUUCAUUCAAAACAAAACAAAACAAGGCAAAAAAAAUUUUCCAAAUCCUAAUCAACCGAUGAUGAAAUCAACAUUCAUUGUUUAAAUGUCAUCAUCAUUCUAAUCGAUUUUAAAUUGUGCAAAGAAGAAUAAGAAAAAAUCAAAGAUUUACAAUAACAACAACAAAAGUCUUUCGCAAGUCACAAACAAUAUGAUUGAACGACGGCGACGACAGCGACAGUUUUUUCAUCUUUAUCAUCAUCAUUAUCAUCAUCACUCAAUAAUUAAUCAUCAAUUUGGAUCCCACCUAUAAAUUUGAUAAAUUUUCUCUAAACUCACAUGCGCUCUAUUUAUCUUUCUUCUAACUGUCAUACAAUACGCCCACACACACACACACACACACAAUACACACC